Ilex paraguariensis (yerba mate) is the source of this 421-nucleotide messenger RNA. The record is from the annotation of a GenBank genome assembly. Lineage: Eukaryota; Viridiplantae; Streptophyta; Magnoliopsida; Aquifoliales; Aquifoliaceae.
AUGGAAAGAGUUUCAGUAGAAGCUAACACUGGUCCCAGGAAGCCCCGUAUCCUGUUUGCUGCUAGUGGAAGUGUGGCUGCUAUAAGUUUGGAAAUCUUUGCCAUUGCUUUUCUGAAUAAGCAGAGGUGGGCCAAUAUCAUGGUCAUUGCCCCCACUGUCCGCAAACACACUUGGCAAGGGAAAUUGUGCGAUAACUUGCUGACCUGCAUUGUGCCAGCGUGGGACUACAGUAAACCAUUUUUUAUAGCACCAGCCAUGAACACUUUCAUGUGGAACAAUCCUUUCACAGAACGGUAUCUUAUGAUAAUUGAGGAGCUCGGAAUUUCUCUCAUCACACCUGUAACAAAGAGGCUAGCUUGUGGGGAUUAUGGAAAUGGUGCAAUGGCUUAAACUUCACUCAUCUUCUCUUCCAUAAGACUCU